Messenger RNA from Nasonia vitripennis (jewel wasp), 4857 nucleotides. RefSeq lists its product as uncharacterized. NCBI's taxonomy places the organism in Eukaryota, Metazoa, Arthropoda, Insecta, Hymenoptera, Pteromalidae. Gene Ontology annotation, molecular function: nucleic acid binding. Bases 1 to 4857 code for a protein of 1618 amino acids. Gene Ontology annotation, biological process: DNA integration. The transcript is spliced from 7 exons. The record is from RefSeq and is a predicted model, not a curated record.
AUGAGUGCUGUUGUUUUGAUUAGAGAUGCCGAUGGGGCGUACAUAGAGGCUCGCGCGCUCCUGGACACGUGUGCAAAUGCGAACUUUAUGACCGCGGAUUUAGCUAAACGAUUGCGUCUCCCUACUAGGCCUUGCUCGAUUCCGAUCGGAGCAAUUAACGACUUGCGAACUACCACGAAACAUUGCGUCGAUGCCCAAUUUAAAGCGUUACAUUCGGACUUUAAUAAGCGUUUAACUUUCCUCACCGUUCCCAACAUAACUAGCGUCACUCCGGAGGAACCGUUUCCUCGCGAUUCGAUCAGGCUACCCAAGAACAUCAGGUUAGCGGACCCUCAAUUCCAUCUCCCUCGACAAGUCGACAUUUUAAUUGGUUCUGGAGCAACGUUGUCCAUGCUUUCUAUAGGUCAAGUUAACUUGUCUAGGGAAGGAAGCGAGUUAUAUCUUCAGAAGACUCAGCUAGGAUGGGUGAUCGUUGGUGGUAUUGACACCGACAAGAUUUCAACGGUGUCGUGUCAUCUUUCUCAGUUAGAAAAGCAGCUGGUUCAAUUUUGGUCUCUGGAAAAAUGCUCCAGUCCGGUUGAGCAGGCUGACGACAGGUUAGAAUGCGAGAAGUGGUAUGUCGACACCACGGUUCGACUGUCUGACGGACGGUACAUGGUGAGAUUGCCGUUUCGGAAAAAGGACCCGGUACUAGGGGACUCGAGGGCGCAAGCUCUCAAGCGGUUCCGGGGAUUGGAACGGCGAUGCAGCCGUUCGUCCGGCAUGAUGGAAGAAUUCAGUCGUGUCUUUCAGGAAUAUCUCGAUUUGGGUCAUAUGUCUUUGGUGGUCGACGAGAAUGACUCGGAAUAUUAUCUUCCAUUCUUGAUUGUCGUUAAGAUUUUGAGCCUUACUACCAAGUUUCGAGUCGUUUUCGACGCAUCCGCUAAGUCGUCGUUAGGUGUGUCUUUAAACGAUCUGUUGUACGUUGGACCUACGAUUCAGGACAAACUUUACGUUCAUCUAGUAAGGUUUCGAUCGCAUAGGUACGUUCUCACUGCUGACAUUGAAAAGAUGUAUCGGCAGAUACUUAUCCAUCCCGAGGAUCGCCGAUACCAACGCAUUUUCUGGUAUCGCGACGGGAAACUACAGGUGUACGAGUUGAACACAGUUACGUUUGGCGUAUCUUCUGCUCCAUAUUUAGCGAUUCGAACUAUUCAUAGGCUCGCGGACGACGAAAGCGCGCAAUACCCCCGAGCGGCCGAGAUUCUCAAGAGGGAUAUGUAUGUAGAUGAUCUGCUGACAGGCUCAGAUUCUUUAGAUGAGAUUUUGAAGGCGCGUGAUGAGAUAAUCACCGUCUUAAAGCAUGGUGGAUUUAACAUCCGGCAAUGGGCUUCUAACCAUAACCAUGCAUUAGAUAAUUUAGAUGAGAAGGUUCUGAGCUUGGCACCAGAUGGCGAGGACGCGGUUUUAAAAACAUUAGGCGUUUCCUGGGCCUCUAAACGCGACGAAUUGGCUAUCGUAGUCAAGCCCGUAGAAAUCCCCCCUAACGUAACUAAACGCGUAAUCUUGUCGGAGAUUGCGAAGAUUUUCGACCCAGUAGGUUUAGUAGGACCGGUAGGUUUGCACGCGAAGUGGAUCAUGCAGGAAUGUUGGAAGGAGAAAGUUUCUUGGGACGAAUCAGUUCCACAGAGUUUGUUUACGCUUUGGAUGGACUUCGCGAGUCAGUUGUCGUCUCUCUCCAGCGUUUCUGCACCACGCCAUGUAGUUUGCGUUAAUCCCUCGCGCAUAGAAAUUCACGGUUUCAGCGAUGCGAGCAAAAAGGGCUACGGCGCUUGCCUGUACGCUAGGUCCACCGAUAAAGACGAAAAGAUCACUGUACGAUUGAUCUGCUCCAAAUCUAGAGUCGCCCCUUUGAAAGAGCAGACUAUUCCCCGUUUAGAAUUAUGCGGAGCCGUGAUCCUUGUAAGACUUCUUUUAGAAACUCUUCCAGCUUUAGAAUUUUCCAUUGACCGGAUCGUUUUAUGGUCCGAUUCCACUAUAGUCUUACAUUGGUUACGGAAAUCCCCGCAAGAUUUGAAGCUAUUCGAAGCUAAUAGAGUACGCGAAAUUCAAGAAUUAGGAGAGCGCGCCAGUUGGCGAUACGUCCCUACCCAACACAACCCAGCUGACGCUUUAUCCCGCGGGCAACUCCCGAAAGAAUUCCUGCGAAACGAAACGUGGUUUACCGGGCCCACCUGGCUACGGCAAACGGAGGCUUCAUGGCCCGCGAACAUCGUCGAAUCGUCUCCGGAUAUACCCGGAUUGAAAAAAGGAGUCUGUCUCUUCGUCGACAGUGCUAAGGAUCGCAUGUUCCUAUCGCGUUUUUCUAAGCACCGCAUGAUGCUUAAUGUCGUUGCAAUAUGCUUACGAUGGCUUCCUUCGGGCCGACAGUACCGAGGAGAACCCAUCACGGUCGCGGAGAAACGCGAUGCUGAAACCCGCGUGUUUCGAAGCAUUCAGCAGGACGCGUUUUCCGAUUCAAUUGCAUGCUUGACGAAGGGUAUUCAGGUGAAGGGGUCGCAUAUUGCGGCACUUAACCCGUGUUUGGACGCGAAUGGAGUUGUACGUGUGGGAGGACGUCUGAAGAAUGCAGAUAUCCCUAUAGCUAGUAAGCACCCCAUACUAUUGCCUUCAAGGAAUCAUGUCACGGACUUGAUCAUCCGUGAAGCUCACGAGUCGAACUACCACUCCGGUGUUCAAAGCACUCUUUUCUAUUUGCGACAACGUUUUUGGUUGAUUGACGCAAAAAAUCAGGUUCGUCAUGUCAUCCGCGAGUGUGUCACGUGUAUUAGACACAAGCCCCCUCCAAUUCACUGCAAGAUGGCAGAUCUCCCGACCGCUAGGGUCACCGAAUCUCACGUUUUUUCUCACGUAGGCGUAGAUUUCUUUGGUCCCCUUUCCAUUAAAGAGAAAAAGCGAUAUAAUCGUACAGCCCUCAAGGCGUAUGGGUGCGUUUUCGUAUGCAUGGCCACAAAAGCGGUGACCAUAGAGAUAACCAGCGAUUUGACCACCGAAGGUUUCCUAGGCGCGUUCGCUAGAUUCGUAGGACGUAGAGGUAUUCCCCAGCAUGUAUACUCCGACAACGGGACCAAUUUCGUUGGGGCCAACAACCAGCUUAGGGAACUUUUCGCACUCCUCAAUUCAGAAGAGUUCAAAUCUAAGGUGAAUGCCAAAGCUCUUUCGUUAGAUAUUCAAUGGCAUUUUAACCCGCCCUUAUCUCCGCAUUUUGGUGGUCUAUGGGAGGCCGCGGUAAAAUCAUUUAAGCAUCAUCUCAAACGCGUAGUGGGUGGGCAACUUCUCACAUUCGAAGAGCUCUAUACUCUCGUGAUAGAGAUAGAAGCAAUUUUAAAUUCUCGACCCCUCUGGUCAAUCUCUGCCGACCCCAAUGACCCAAUAGCGUUAACCCCAGCUCAUAUUCUGAUAGGUAGGCCUAUUACAGUUCUGCCAAGCGCUGAUUUAACAUCUAUUCCAGAUAAUCGACUGUCCAUUUGGAAGUUCAUCACCAAAGCCCGACAGGACUUCUGGAAGCGGUGGCAUUUGGAAUAUCUCCACGAGCUCCAGCAGCGUCAAAAAUGGCAUGACUCUACUGGAGAACUACGGAAAGGAAUGGUCGUCAUCCUCAUCGAUAAAAAUCAGCCUUGUAUGGGUAUAUCAAGGCAGAUUGCAAGGCCAAGAUAUAUCAAUGCAAAUGACGAACUUGAAAGCAUACAAUUGUUAGAACCACACACAUGCUUAAAAAGCUUGAGAAAAAAGUCGUCAGACAGUUAUGUAAAAAUGCUGCUUCAUCUGGAUGUGCUACCGAACCAAGGAAGAUUUUUGAUCAGUCAUCCUGACAUAGCCGGAAGUACUUCUUUCAAAAUCGUCCAGAAAUCUAUUCAACGAGCAAAGAAUACUCCUAAUGCAGUUAGUGGCAUUAAAAACAAAUACAACUCUAUUGAAGAUUUCGCCAGAGACCUUGAAACUAAUCCAAGGCUUUUAGUACGAGUAGGAAAAGAAAGGGAGACAACUAUCUUUGCAGCAUUAAUUAAAACGUCUUCAUCCAAAACUCAUCAUUUAAUAAUAUAUGAUGAAGAAUUAUUGAAGGAAUUCGACAAUGAAAAUGAUAUGUUUAUAGACAGUACAUUUAGAUCAGCACCGGAUAUAAAAGGAGUUAAGCAAGUGCUUACAGUAAUGUGCAAAAAUUAUAACACACUAAAUCCAAAUGGUCAUGAAGUGAUCAAGAAAAUUAUUUUAAUUGCUCUUCUUCCUCCGCAUCAAAUUCCUGAAGCUAUAGACAUCAUAAGGAAAAUAAUUGAAAAGCAUUUCAAAGACAACGCAAAAAGUUUAAAAAAAUGGAAAAAAUUUGUUGUUUACUACAUUCAGAAUGAAUGGAUCAAGAAGGUGACUCCCAAAUGCAAAAAACUUAAUCCUCACACAAGUUUGUCGCUCAAGCAAAGUGAAAGUGAUCAAUCGAAAUCUUUAAUAAAGAUCAAGGAUAGAGCCAUUGUUGAUUUACAGCGAGAAAAAAAGAAGCUGGAAACUACAGUAAUGCCAGAACUGCAAACGCAUGAUGAAAUGAUGGGUGAGACGGAAACUGAAGAAGAAAUUGAUGAUUCUGAUGACGAGGAUGAAGAGGUCGAUUUUGAAGAAUUUACUUACGACAGUAGUGAAGAUUUGAGUAUGAAGGAAUUUAAUUUUGACGCAGAUAAGAAAACUAUUAAAGUUAUUGAGCAAAAGGAAGAAAGUAUAAUUCAGAGUCAAGUCAAAGGAGAAAAAGAAAAACAACGGGUCAAAAAGACAGAUACUAAGAAGAAGAUUACAAAAAGAAAGAUAAAUGUCAAACAAGAAAAGCCUUUAUGA